Molecule: messenger RNA, 408 nt
Organism: Strongylus vulgaris
Lineage: Eukaryota; Metazoa; Nematoda; Chromadorea; Rhabditida; Strongylidae
Source: the annotation of a GenBank genome assembly
AUGAUUUUCAACCUAUAUCUAUCGCUCAGGCUUCUCCCUGCUAUUGUCUCAUUAUCAUCUCCAUCAGACAAAGCUAUACGGUUACCUCCACUCAUUGCGCCGUUCUCAGCAGCAGUUGUUGUUUCAAAGAAUCUUUUGGACAAUGUUAUGACAGAAUUGACACUGUCAUCGCUUGAUCGUCGACUUAGCGGAGGUAUAUUGCUUGAUGACCGAGUUGAGGACAACAUAGGCAAGCGGAUAAAGCAUUUACGACAAAUUGGUAUACCAAGAAUUGUCGUAUUAGCUAAAACCACCGAGGAUACUAUCAAUAAAGUCCCUAAAGUAGAAUAUUUUCCACCUUCACUAAAUUCACAAGAAGAUAGCAGCCAUGAAUGGACUCUGAGCGAAGUGAUGCAGUCAAUAGGAUAG